AUGGCCGACGAACUGCCCGAUUUACCUUGGGCUGACCUUGCUGCCAAAUUCACCUUCAUCUACGCCAAGCCCAAUGCCACGGACCACAAAGACCUCUUCCCCCGCCUAGAGCCCGAGCCGGCCCUGGUGGCGGGCAUCAACGACUUCAUCCGCGUCUUCACAGAAGCCAUAGCCAGGCACUCCGCCCGCGAACGCAGCAAAUACGCAACAGAAUACACAAGCCCACUCCACGACGAGAUUCUAGUCGACGAUGAGAUGGUCAGGGAAAUCAGCCCACUCUUCGGCCGGCUGCCUGAGUAUGAGCACCUCAUCAAAAACCCCAGCUGUCGCCACCGCCCCGAUCCGCCGUGCAAAUGUCUCGUUCCCUACAGAGAGCGCCGGGCAGAUGGCCUUCUACGGCAAUGGGAGGUGGACCACUGCUAUGAGUUUGAACAGGUUAAUGGCGCCGGCUGGAAAAGCUGGCAGUUCCUACUGACGCUGCUCAUCCACGGCAAAAUGGAGCCACUGCUCCGCCUUGCUGCAAAUCCUGACAACGACUUUAACAUAUGGUCGACGCUACCCUACCUCUCUCAUCUGUACUUCCUCGGCUUUCCAGAACGCCCGGCGGGCCUGGCUCCGUACACGCGGAUUCCCCAGCGCGAUGUGUUCAACGUCGAAAACAUGCCGCAUGAUGGUGAUAUCCUCCCCGUAGAGGAAAUGCUGAAGAAAAGAGGGCUGCCGACGGAGCUCGUCGCGGAGGUCAUGGAUUUGGCUGAUUACAAGCCGCGGCGAAGACUCAAAGUCGCACACGAUCCAUUUCAUCGCGAUAAUCGGGAGGAGCUGGACAAGUACUUGGCGGAGUGUUGGGCAGUGAUGGUGCGAGGGGACGUGUUCGCAAAGGCUUUUGACUGCGAGAUGAACUGGAGCAGUGAUUUGGUGAAGGCAUUUAAGCAGCUUUUCCCCGAUAUUCGCUCGAUACGGGUUCCUGAGACGGUACGGUCAGACGACGCCUACGUUUCCGUCAUUGAUAGGCUGGUUUGCAGAUCAAAUUUCGAGUGA
Molecule: messenger RNA, 1038 nt
Organism: Colletotrichum aenigma
Lineage: Eukaryota; Fungi; Ascomycota; Sordariomycetes; Glomerellales; Glomerellaceae
Exons: 2
Coding region: 1-1038 (345 amino acids)
Source: RefSeq, a predicted model, not a curated record